AUCCUGCCUGGGAGUGUCGAGUCCCGCGAAUCAUAGGAGCCUGUGGAUCCUUGUCAAGCGAUCAGCGAUUUUCAUGGAUGGCCCAUCAGAUAUCAUGCGACCGGGAGGUCCGCCGUCCUCGGACUCGGCAUCCAUCUCAUCCUUCAGCCAGAUCGAGGGCUUCGUGAAGCCCGACCGAAUCCUGGAGUACACAAGGUUCGGACCAUGGAAAAACUACAGUCGAAUCACGACCCUGGAGAAAGCUUUCCUGGGCGCUUGGUACAUCGCGCUUCUUCUGAGUCUCGGCUUGACAUUCUAUAAACUCGCUACUUCUACCUCUGGGAAUCCGGAUACAACGACCUAUGGAGCGAUUCUCAUCAUCGCAGCCCUUUUCAGCUUUUUCUACGUCACGACCGGCGUUCACCAGGAGCAACCCCACGAAAUGAUUGCGCUUUGCAUCACCAACGGGAUCGUUCUCGGCUACGUCGUGAUCAAUUUCGUCAACAGCCGGGCACGACACGGCGGUAAAAUCGAUGAGAUGAAGCUUGCUCGUCUAGUAUUUACCAGUGUAUUCUCUGCGCUCUUCUUGCCUCUGUCAUUGUACCUCGCGCGGAGAUAUUGGACUCACAAAACACUCAUCACCUUCGCCGUAGGCUCGAUAAAUCCUGAGACUCAAGCCAUGGCCCAAGUUUUAUUCAUGUUCCUUUCCGCCCUCACCUUCGACUUGCAGCUACAGUUGAAUUUCUUGAUUCUCGUGAUGCGGCAAGGCUUCGAGAGCGCGAACCUCACCCAGGCACUCAUCCUCAUCUCUGGAAUCUUGAUACUGAUCAUGUGGACGAUGGUAGGCCGCUUUGCGGCUCGCAGAGAAUGCAAAAACAUGCUCCUGGGCUUCGUGAUUCUUUCCUUUCCCAACCUCAUCUACGCUGUUUUCGCAUACGUCACCCUCGCGAAAACCAAGACCAACCCUGAAAUGUUCAGUUUCACCCUUCUCUGCGGAGGCAGCGCGGUCCUCAUGAGGAUGCUGAUUUUCGUGCUGACGUACUUACUGUAUAGAAAUUUCGGGAAAGGCUUGAAAGACAGCAUUUUCCAAUGGCAUCUCCCCGCCGAAGAGAUCGCUCGGAGACGGAGAUCUACUUUCGCUCAGGUCUCAACGGUCAAUACGGCUGUUGAUGAUAACUGAGGAGGAUUUCCGAUGAAGUUCGAGGUUCCCCUCUCACGAAGCCCCUCAUACUCACCCCGAUCCAGUGUCAUCCGUCUGAACUGCCGACGCUUUACAGAUCUUCCGGGUCACAAGUCCACAGGUUUCUUUUUCCUAGCGUCACGGGCUGUAGCCAAGUCUGCCUUCCCGAAGCUCGGGUUGGUCCAGAACCCGAGCCGUUUUACAUACAACCGGAUGGAACACUCCGUUCGUCCUCAGCCUGGUCACUCCCCGGAUCUCCCCCUUGAGUACUCAGCCUUGAUCGCUAUACCGAACUCUGUUUAAUCGAAGGGAGUGCCGGUCUACUUUCUCCCAACCUCCGGAGGAAGAUCCGCCAAUUGAUCAAGGAGUGCCUCUUGACUUUCCAGCUUUGUAUUAUGUACUAGCGCUCCCGAUCGCCGCUUCGCGGCGACUCGGUAUCGCUAGACUCACUACACAUGCGCUGGCUCCCGUUUCCCCGCUUCCCCGUUUCCCCCCUUUCCCGUUUCCCGCCUUUGCCGUUCAUCCCUUUCCCGUUUCCCCCCUUUCCCGUUUCCCUGCUUUCCCGUUUCCCGUCUCCCCACUUUUAUUCCAUAUGUCCAUCGGAA
This is a messenger RNA of Galendromus occidentalis (western predatory mite), 1764 nucleotides long. RefSeq lists its product as uncharacterized. The record is from RefSeq and is a predicted model, not a curated record. The transcript has 8 exons. Bases 74 to 1159 code for a protein of 361 amino acids. NCBI's taxonomy places the organism in Eukaryota, Metazoa, Arthropoda, Arachnida, Mesostigmata, Phytoseiidae.